Molecule: messenger RNA, 523 nt
Organism: Ananas comosus (pineapple)
Lineage: Eukaryota; Viridiplantae; Streptophyta; Magnoliopsida; Poales; Bromeliaceae
Product: protein GOS9-like
Exons: 3
Coding region: 49-486 (145 amino acids)
Molecular function (GO): carbohydrate binding
Source: RefSeq, a predicted model, not a curated record
CUCCCUUUCAAAUUCAAGUUCAAGUUUCAUCUCUCAAGUGACCUACAAAUGACCGGACGUGUUAAGCUUGGAAUAUGGGGUGGAAAUGGGGGAAAUUUUCAUGAUAUUGAUGGUCAUCCUACACGCCUGGCGAAGAUUGUAAUUCGUAGCGGUGAUGUGAUCGAUUCACUCGCGUACGAGUAUGUCCAAGACGGAAAGAUAAUUUCGGUUGGCCCAUGGGGCGGUUCCGGGGGAAAAUCUACCACGAUCGAUUUUCAAUCUGGCGAGUUCCUGACCGCAAUAAAUGGCACCACCAGUUCAUUCGGGAACAUCAGGAAUUUGCUGAGGUCGAUCACUUUCAUCACCAACGUUCGCAAGCUCGGGCCAUUUGGAGUCGAGCACGGAACUCCCUUCUCCAUUCCUAUUGCGCACGGUCGGGUUGUUGGCUUCUACGGACGCUCUGGCUCGUAUGUCGAUGCGAUCGGGAUUUAUCUGAUGCCCAACUGAUGUUCCAUUCUUAUGCUCAUCAUCUUAUCCGAGGACU